Messenger RNA from Rhagoletis zephyria (snowberry fruit fly), 843 nucleotides. RefSeq lists its product as uncharacterized. Gene Ontology annotation, molecular function: nucleic acid binding; zinc ion binding. The record is from RefSeq and is a predicted model, not a curated record. Lineage: Eukaryota; Metazoa; Arthropoda; Insecta; Diptera; Tephritidae.
AAGAAAUUUAUAAGAUGCUAUCGCAGCGGCGAUGGAAGCGGAAAGACGAGUCUAUGCACCGUUACGUUCUCAGUAUGCAGGCAUUGGCAAAGCGUGCUAACGUUUCCGAAAUGGAAUUUAUAGAUUUCAUCAUUGACGGUAUUGGGAAUGUACCCAACAUGCAGAUUCUUUUGACGGCACGUACGCUAGAUGAGUUGAAGACCAUUAUAGGUAGAUAUCAACAUAAAUAUUUCGUGGUCAAUACAUUGAACACGAAUACGAAGCAAGUGACAACAACAACAAAUAUGAGACAACAAUCAGCAACGAACGUAAAGCAACCAGCUGGGACUUCUAAGCCGAGGACAAACAUACAACAAGCAACGCUCUGCUACAAUUGCUCGCGUUAUGGGCACACCAAACCCAGUUGCCCAUAUCCACUUCGUCCAGAUGGUUCUUGUUUCCGUUGCUGGCGAAUGGGCCACGACCACCGUAAUUGCCCGAAUCCAGCAAAAGUUCUGAAACCAAGGGAGGAUGUUGCGUUUGUAGCAGAUGAAGCAGCAUACAAUGAGGAUGUCAUCGACGAGUUUAAUUUUUCCGGUUAGUUUUGUAAAGGAGUCGAUGGUCCCAAAACAGUUGGAGCAUGCAAGUAUAAAGGCAUCGGAGGAAAAAGAAUAACCGUACUUUUUAAAAUUACAUGUAUAAUUGAAUUUUCUAAUAAAAAGAGUGAAAUUGAAUUGAACGUUAUUUCAAAUGAAGGUAUGACCAUACCACUUAUUUUGGGACGAGACUUCCUCCGGUUAUUUAAUAUAAGAUUAAGAGGUAUCACAAAGAAAUAUUCUAGAAGUGAAUUAUUAGAAAUUAGAG